Camellia sinensis is the source of this 390-nucleotide messenger RNA. RefSeq lists its product as uncharacterized. The record is from RefSeq and is a predicted model, not a curated record. NCBI's taxonomy places the organism in Eukaryota, Viridiplantae, Streptophyta, Magnoliopsida, Ericales, Theaceae.
AUGUCGUACUUAAAAGAACGAGGCAUUUUCGCUCCUAAGAAUAGUGAUAUUGAUGAAAUCAAUUCUAUUACGCUUUCGAUGCUUCCUGGAGAGAUGAAAACUUUUAACAGUGCUGAUAAAUUGUGUCUAACAGAAAGUGAGAGCAACGUUCAAGACAUGAACCCUCCUGAACUUUUGCAUUCUUUGAAUUUACCAGGACUUCCAAAUCAUUGUUUGCAAUUAAAAGUUGGAACACCAAUAAUGCUUCUAAGAAAUGUCACCCAAUCUUUGGGAUUAUGCAAUGGCACUCGAUUAAUUGUUGAUAAGAUGGUAAAUCGAGUAAUUAAAGCUAGAGUUAUUACAGGGUCUAGAGUUGGUGACGAGGUUUUGCGGGAUCAUAAUGGAGAAUAA